AUGAAUAAUUUAGAUUAAUCGAUUUAAUCGGAAUUCAAUGAAUUCACAGCCCAAUUUUAAUAAUAAGAGAAAGAAAUUAAUAAUCCAGAAUCAUUAUCCUUUUAAAAUAAAUCUUAGUAACUUUAGCCUAAUUCAUCAAUAUAAUUUUAAUCAGCUGAAUAAUUACAAUCAUAUUAAUAAAGCAUUAUUCAUUUUUAAGAAUAGCCUUAAGGUGAAAUACUUGAUACAUCAUAAAAUGAGACAGAACAAUACUUAAAUAUUAGUUUUUAGGAUAUCAUUCAACUUAUUUUUAAUAAUUAAUGUCCUUAGCUGAACAAUGUACUAAAAACAGUAAUUUUAAGAAGUUGUAUAAUAAUAAAUAUAUUUACUAUUCUCAACUUAAUUUUCAUAAUUAAUGAAGUUGUAGCUUUGUAUUUUUCAUUAAUUACAAAAGAUGAAAUAAAAGAGUUAUUUAGUGUUUAUUUUGGAUUCAAUUUAAUAUCUGAUUGUUUGAUGAUAUACAUUAAUUGCUAAUUAAGAUAUAUUAUAAAUGAAGCUGAACAAAUAAAUCAUGGAGAUAUUACUCAUCCAAUUAUUGAAUACUUAAAAUAUACAAUAAAAUUAAACAGUCCAUUUGAAGACAUAAUUGAAGAUGAAGAAUAGAAUUCAUAAGCAUAAUAAGUGGCCAUUAGUAUAUCUUAGAAAAUUACAACAACAAAAUGGAUUUCUUAUUUGCUUGAAAGUUAAAAUUCCUAAAUGUUUGCACUGAAUAGGGUAUUUAUAUUGGUGAAGAUAAUAUUGUUUGCUUGGGGAAAUAUAACUAUAUUGUAAUGGGAAUUUCUAAAUUGGAAUGAUAGGAUAAAUAGCACUGACUAUUUAUAAUCUAUAUUAAUAGUAAUGACCUUAUUUUCAAUGCUCAUAGGUUAUAUGAUAAUAGCUAUGAUAAUCUGUAUAUUAUUAAUAAUAUGUGCUAUAAUUCCUAUAAUAAUAGGAGUAGCUAUAUGGUAAUCAUGCAGUUUGUGUACUGAUCUUUAUGAUGAGUAUAAAUAACAUAGAAUUGAAUAAUAAAGACAAGGAUUUUUAUCAAAUUUAAAUUCACAAAAAUUCUAAGAUUUAAAGAAUUAGGAUAUAAAUAUACAUGAAGAGUGUUCAAUAUGUUUAUAGACUUAUCAAAUUGAUGAUGAUUGUAUUAAAUUACCUUGUAAUGUUGAUGGUGGUAAUAAGAAAAUAAAUCACAUUUUUCAUGAUGAAUGUAUAAGAAUUUGGAUAUAAGAUCAGGGUUCUUGUCCAAUAUGUAGAACUAUAUUUAUUGAAAGACUUGAAAAUUGA
Paramecium pentaurelia is the source of this 1308-nucleotide messenger RNA. Lineage: Eukaryota; Ciliophora; Oligohymenophorea; Peniculida; Parameciidae. The record is from the annotation of a GenBank genome assembly.